UAGUUGUAUCAGCGGCAGCAGCAACAGCAGCCGCCAUGCCAAGCCACAGCAAGAGCAACUAUAGCAACAACAGCAGCAACAUCAGCAAUAACAACAUGCAAGUCGUAUAAGUGCGCUGAGCAACCAACGCGUUAACGUCAUGAGCCGCCAGGAGAGCUUGGCUUCCAAGUCGUCGUCGAUGGCAACAGGAGCGGCAGCAGCAGCAACAUCAACAGCCUCACCAAAAUCAACAGAAGCAGCAGCAGCAACAGAAAUAUCAACAUCAACACCACAAAAACGAGAUGAGUCCACGCAGGAGCAACAACAAGCGUUCAUUGAUCGUAGCUUGGCCAGUGAGAUUGGUGCAAACGAUGCUAGCGCGAUAUGCGAUUCGUCCAUCAACAGCAGCUGCAGUGAUGCCAGUCCCGUGGCCAAGCGGCAGCUAAACUCUGCCAAUUUAUCGCGUAUACGUCCGCAGUCCAGUUACUCGGCGCGUGUGCUGAUUUUCGAGGACUCGGAUCACGAUGCAGCCGCAGCGGCUGCGGCGAGUGCGAAUGCGAAUGCUUUGGCGCACGCUCAUUCGGCCAGCACCGCCGAUGCCAGCAGCGGCGUUGAAUUGCUGCCUGCCUCGCCGGCCAAGCUGGGUGCCAAUUGCAAUGACAGCACCACCAACAGCAACAGCAACAACAACAGCAACAGCAAUAGCAACAACAAUAGCAACAGCAAUAAUGGCUCCUCGCUAAUACGCAAUCUCAAUUUAACCAAAAGCUCGUCGGGCGGCCUCUCGGGCAGCUCUAGCUCGCUACACUCGCGCGGCUACACGGCGCUGCUGCGCAAGAUCUCCUAUCAGCAGCAUACGAACUCCCUUCGGGCUGCCGGCAGCGAAGCGUCCAAUUUGUUGCGUAUGCGCCAUUCCUCACUGGGCAAAUCUGCUCCAUGCCUGACGGGUAAUUACUUUCGCCAUGAACUCAGCUGCGGUGGUCCAGGUGUUGGAGCAGUGUCCGCCGCCGCAGGAGGCGCGGGGGGUAUGAAUUCAACAGCUCCUGGUUUAAAUAUCUCACGCUCUGGCAGUGGCAUUGCCCUGUCCAAGCACCAUCAUUUGCAUGGCGUGGUCAUGCGCGGCUCCACUUCGGGCGCUGGCAGCAGUGGAUCGAGCGGUGUGGCUCAUCAUCGCUUGAGUCUGGUCACCAAUGCUGCUGCCAUGGCUGGUAGCUCACGCGCCCAUUCACCAUAUUCGGCUAGCCCGGCGGAUAGUCCGCGCCUCAAUUCGUCCAUGCCGUUCGCAUUUGCGCCCAUCAAACGAAUCGCCUCUUGUCGCGGCGUUGCCGAUGGCAGACGUUGGUCGGUGGCAUCGUUGCCGUCCUCCGGCUAUGGCACCACACCAGGCAGCUCUAAUUUAUCGUCGCAAUGCUCCAGUCAGGAGGCGUUAAAUCAUUUGCCGCACAAUUUGCCGCCUGGUCACGAGGAUGCAGCCGCAGUGGCAGCUGGUGCCUGCUGUGCGGAACACUUGAAGCAGCAUUGCCCUAAGCAUUGUGCAUUGUUGCUGGCUGCGCAUAAGCCACAACAACAGCAGCAGCAGCCGCAGCAUGCACCAAAGCUCGCACAGCUGCAGCCACAGCCAUUGAAACCACCGAUCGCAUGCAUUAACUGUUGCGCCGAUUUGAGCGUCGCCUGCAGCGGCAAUGCUAAUGCCAAUGCUAACGCCGCUAAUGCAGCUAAUGCAGCGAAUGCAUCGACCGCGUCAAUGCCGAGCGGUCGCAUGUCGCCCUGUUUUCGGCCACGCUCACGUUCGCUGUCCAGUCCAUCCCGUUCGCCCAUUGUGGACAAUGAGAUAGCUGUGAUGAAUACGCUGUAUAAGGAACGCUUCCCCAAAGCCACCCAGCAAAUGGAGGAGCGUCUGAAGCACUUCAUCAACGAGAACAAAAGCCUUGCGUGCAAUAGUUUUCGUGACUCUCAGCCCAUUGUGCGCUUUGUACACCAUCAAGUGUUGGAAAUGGCUCGGGAUUGUCUGCACAAAUCGGAGGCUAAGUUGAUUACGUCACAGUACUUCUACGAGCUGAGCGAGAAUCUGGAGCGUCUGUUGCUGGAGACCAAGGAGAAGUCCCCGGAGGCGGCUGCCGAGCUGAGUGGCGUUAUCAAAAAGUUGCUGUUGAUCAUAUCGCGGCCAGCGCGUUUGUUGGAAUGUCUGGAAUUCGAUCCGCAAGAGUUUUACGAGCUGCUCGAGGCAGCCGAGGGCCAUGCGAAGGCCAUGCCUGUCAUUAAGGCGGAUAUACCGCAGUACAUUAUACACAAGCUCGGCCUCAAUCGUGAUCCCAUUGCGGAACUGCAGCAAGAGCUGCGCGAGACGCAGCAAAUGUGCUCGGAGCAGGUGACGGCUGGCGGAGACAAGCUGCUCGAUACGCAGCCAGCUGCCGGUGCACUGCUGCUCAACUCACCCUUGACCUGUGCGGCCAAGCAGCUGAGCAAUCUCACAUUGGACGGCGUAACAUUGGAGACAGGUAAUUCGGGUGGCAGUGGCACCUGUACGCCACAACCGAAAUUACCGCAGCAGCCGCCACAGACGCCGGUGGGCUGUGAUAACCAACCGACGCCCAGUUUUGCAUUGUCCAUUAGCCAGCUGAACACGCCAGCAGCUACUGCAGAGACAACUGCUGCACAACAGCAGCAGCAGCAGCAACAACAACAACAACUGCAGCAGCAGCAACAACAACAACCGCUGCCGCAUGAAAACGACUUCGAAAUUGCCAAGCUGAUCUCAAAUGGUGCCUAUGGCGCCGUCUACCUGGUUAAGCACAAGACAACGCGCCAGCGCUUCGCAAUGAAGAAGAUCAACAAGAAUAAUCUCAUAUUGCGCAAUCAGGUGGAGCAGGUGUUCGCCGAGCGUGACAUACUAUCGUUUGCCGACAAUCCUUUUGUGGUUAGCAUGUACUGCUCCUUUGAGACCAAGAAGCAUCUCUGCCUGGUCAUGGAGUACGUGGAGGGCGGUGACUGUGGCACGUUGCUCAAGAACAUUGGCCCGCUGCCCGCUGACAUGGCGCGCUUUUAUUUCGCCGAAACAGUAUUAGCCGUGGAGUAUCUGCAUAGCUAUGGUAUUGUCCAUCGAGAUCUCAAACCGGACAACUUAUUAAUCACGGCCCUUGGUCACAUUAAGCUCACCGAUUUCGGACUCUCCAAAAUGGGUCUUAUGUCGCUGGCCACCAAUCUGUAUGAAGGCUAUAUUGAUUCAGAGACGCGACAAUUUUCCGAUAAGCAGGUCUAUGGCACUCCAGAGUAUAUAGCACCUGAGGUAAUUUUGCGACAGGGCUAUGGCAAGCCCGUCGACUGGUGGUCCAUGGGCAUAAUAUUGUAUGAGUUUCUCAUUGGCUGUGUGCCGUUCUUCGGCGAGACCGCCGAGGAGCUGUUUGCGCACACCGUCAACGAUGACAUUGAGUGGCCGGACAGCGAGGACUGGCCCGUACAGGCGGAGGCAAAGGAUAUAAUAUCACAGUUGCUGCAGCAGAAUCCGCGGGAUCGCUUAGGCAGUCAGAUUGGUGCUCUGGAAGUGAAGGAGCACGUUUAUUUCCAGGGCAUGGAUUGGAACUCGUUGCUCCGCCAAAAGGCAGAGUUUGUGCCGCAGCUGUCGCACGAGGAUGAUACCAGCUACUUUGAUACACGCAUGGAUCGCUACAAUCACGAUUUGGCCGGCGACGAUACCGAUGACACCGACGAUACUCCAGUGUUUGGUAGCUUCAAUUCCUAUACGCCGCAGUAUCGUAAGCAGCAUUACAGCUGGUCUCGCCAUGCGACGGCGUCCACAACGGACAGCUCCAAAACCACGCCAACAACAUUGCCGUCGCGUGCACAGGAAAAUGCGACAGCAACAGCGACUAUGGCCGGCACAGGAGCAAUGCCCAAACAGAUGCCUACAGCUGCAAGCCAGGAGGGCGUGGUCAAUAAGUUCUUGAACACGCUGCAGUUGCGUAAGCUGGAUCUCUCAUCCAGUUGUCUGAAGGUACCCUCCACGCCGGACAGCGAAUUUUUGCCGGAACUGUUGCAUAACGUCACCAUUGGCAAUGAUGCUGAGCUGCGCAUGCUCAAGCAUUAUUUACAGCAGCCAACGCCGGCGGCUGUGCGUCCCAAUCAGCGCCACAGUAUGCCACCGAAUACAACGACCAUCAUAAGCACUCCGGCCACACCGCCGCCAUCGACUCUGUCGUCCACAGCGACGCCGCAACCAACCAGCGUGGGCAGCAUUUCUCGCAGUACGCCGGAGAGUUCGCAAACGGAUAGCGAUGAUUUUUCACCGCAGAUCAAUCGCAAACGUAAGGGAGUUUGUGCGCGUGAUAUAUUGCCACGAUUCUCCAUCUCCAUUGAAGAUGAGACCAUCAGCGCGGGCAGCUCCUCCACGGAGAACAUGAAUCUACGCGAGCAAUCGCCACUAGCGCUACAACACCAGCCCAAGUCUAUGGACAGCAGCAGUGGACCCAAUUCGUAUGGGGUCAAGCAUCAUCGUUCACGUUCGAUUGUGAAAUCCGCUUCGGCUUUGGGGCUGUCGCUAAUGUCCUCGUUCGACAACACGCAAUUGGCGGCUCAGCUGUGUGGCAUUCAGUCACCAGGCAGCGCUGGUGGUGGCGGCAAUGGCUCGAGCACUGCUAGUUCAAGGGACACAUCGCCUUGUCGCGAGCUGUCGCCGCUGGUGACGAAUCUUAAACCGCCCAUCAUAAUACGACGCGGACCACGUGGCUUUGGCUUCACUGUACACACUAUACGCGUCUAUUAUGGCGACACCGAUUUCUAUACCAUGCACCAUUUGGUCAUGGCCGUGGACGAGGGCAGUCCCGCUUUUGAGGCAGGACUCCGACCCGCCGAUCUCAUCACGCAUGUCAACGGCGAGCCCAUCCAGGGUCUAUUCCACACGCAGGUGCUGCAGCUAUUGCUGAGUGGCGGUGAGCAUGUGACACUGCGUGCCACGCCUCUGGAGCACACAAGCAUACAGAGCGGUGGUCGCAAGCGUGACCUCAUGCAGAGCAAGCUGGCCAAGAAGGGCGUCAACCGCCAGAAGAAGCAGACGAAGCGCGAGCACGACAAGAAACGUAAGACGUCGCUGUUCCGGCGUAUAAGCAGCAAGCGAGCAAAUGCCGAAAUGCAACAGUACUCGGCGGGCACCAGUUCACCCACCACACCCUCUGCGCGCAAUCUGUCGCCGUUGGACUCGUCGUAUCACAGUAGUUGCUGUCAGUCGGCGGCUAACUCAUCAUCGCAGUCCACUUCGCCUUCAUCCUCGUCUCCCAACACGCCCACCGGUUCGAGUGGGGGCAAUGGCACAAGCAAUGGCAAUGGAGCCAAAUCUAUUGCUGCACUACCCGUGACAGCCUUGGGUGUGCAGCUGCCUUUGCCGCCGGCCAGCCCAGUUGUGUUGUUGCCGCAUGUGGGCGCCGUUGUGGGCAAUAGUGCCACAUCCGUGGGCAAUGUGCCUGUUUCACCCACGGGUGUUGUACCACAGCUGUAUCAGCGCCCUUCUACUCUGCAUGGUCUUAAGCACAAGCUACAUGCUGCAUCCAGUGGCGCUGCUGGCUCAACUGCCAGUGGUUCCGCUGGCAGCGGCCUAAAGACUCUUCACACCUCGAGCAGCAAUGCGUUGCCCAAUCGCCGCAAGUCUGUGGGUCACAUACCGCUGUCGCCUUUAGCGCGAACACCGUCUCCGUCGCCUUUGCCAUCGUCGCCCACUCGCUCGCCAUCGCCGUUGGCCUUUCCUCUGGUGGGUCAUCAGCCUGGCGCAUCCAAUACCACGCAGUCGUAUAGUCCAGGCAGCACACUGCCCACGCUGCAGGCGGCCGUAAGUGCUACCACCAAGAAGGCUGGCUUUGCACGCACUAAAUCCGCUGAGCCCAGUUCGCCGUUGCUGCGACGCGCUCUGUCACCGGAUCGACUGCAUCCUCGCAGCGCUGAGACGAAAAUUUCGCCACUUUGCUGCUCACCGCCCAUUAAACAGCAAACGCAACCCCAUCAGCAUCAGCGCGUCGUGGCGGCCACUUGGCGACCGGCUGGAGGUGCAGGUGUUGCACCUGGAGCACAGCAGCCACAGCAGCAGCAGCAGCCACAACAACAACAGCAGCCUCAACAACAACAACAACAACUACAACAGUUGAGCAGCAUUAGCAGCACUGAGGAAUCUCAAAGGCAAACGAGCUCAGCAAUAGCAAUAGCAUCAGCUGGUGGCACAGCCACAGCUUCAGUUGAUAAUCAAGCAACGAACAACGUAGCCAUAGGGAGCAACAGCUGUGAGCUCUUGCCACGUAUUGCCGAAGAGAAGGAUUCGCCCACUAGCACACAAGACAGUAGCAGUGCAUCGGAGAUAUUUCUGCCGGCCAUUGAGGAGCAUGGGGAGAGCGAGACAUCGUCGCCAUCACAGACACUAGAAAAGCCAUUAUCAAAAACCGAUCAUUCGGACAAGGCCAGGAAAGCUGAACUGGGCAAAAUCAGUACAUCUAAGAAAUCUUCGAUUACAACGACUAGGCCAUUAAGCGCCAGUGAUUUCCGCAAGGAGUCAGCAACAGCAACAACAUCAUCAAUAACAGGCAAGGGAUCUGUAACUUCGCCAACAACAACGGAUGCAACUUUGGCUGCCAAGCAAAAGAAGUAGCGCCACAGAACUGGAUGUUUUUGUUUUAAUUUUAAUAUUUAGCUUAUCUAAAUGUUUAGCCUAAAAUAUUAACAAAACUAAAGGAAUGAUACGUAAGAGAAGUGAGCCAUAACCAGCGGCAAAUUGAAUUGAUAAAUGUAUUCAUGGGAUUGUGUAUUGUGUUGGCAAGCUCGAAUGCCGAUUUUGUGCAGAAACAUAUUUGAAUUAGAAAAAAUAAGAAGAAAGAAAAAAAUUAGAAAAUUGUGAAGAAUAUAGUAGUGUGUAGUAUCUCGUAACUUACAAAAUUCUUAAUACAAAUUGUAAAUUAGUAAACAAAAAACUUGCAAAAUAUUCCAAUUAAAAGGCGAAUGUAUUAGGAAUGUAAUGGCGGCAGUAUGCAAUUAUCAAUAUUGUAUUUGUAUAUAAAUGUAUAACAUUGAUAGAAUUAAAGUCUUGUAAGGAAAAAGGAAAAGCCCAAGAAAACGGCUCGAGCUGGUAACGGCUUACUAAAAAAUAAUGAUAAAAUGCGUAAAUAACACAAAAAUCCGCUUGCUUGGUUAAAAUUAUUCAAGCCUUUUUUGCAAAUCUAUAAUCUUUGCCGAUAUCAAUAUAUAUAUAUUGUAUUAAAUAAAUGUUAUAUGUGUGUGUA
Drosophila mojavensis is the source of this 7229-nucleotide messenger RNA. It is a transcript of the gene dop, whose product is annotated as microtubule-associated serine/threonine-protein kinase 1. Bases 140 to 6601 code for a protein of 2153 amino acids. The transcript has 11 exons. Gene Ontology annotation, molecular function: magnesium ion binding; protein binding; protein serine/threonine kinase activity. Gene Ontology annotation, biological process: peptidyl-serine phosphorylation; intracellular signal transduction. The record is from RefSeq and is a predicted model, not a curated record. Lineage: Eukaryota; Metazoa; Arthropoda; Insecta; Diptera; Drosophilidae.